Molecule: messenger RNA, 5410 nt
Organism: Xyrichtys novacula (pearly razorfish)
Lineage: Eukaryota; Metazoa; Chordata; Actinopteri; Labriformes; Labridae
Source: the annotation of a GenBank genome assembly
AUGUUCGACAGAGAGGUCCUGGAGGCCACGCGCGCGCUCUGCACCGCAGGCGGUUCGCUCGCGUCUGGAGAGCUGCAACAGAAGCUGCAGCAGAGAUUUGACAUCAGCGAAGAAGAGUUCAUUUUCAUCGUAAACGGCUGCUCGAGGUUCCUGCUGGUCCGCGGUCCGUCAGCGGUCGGCGGGGAGUUCGUAGGGGACUGCACGGUGGUCGCGCGCACCUCUUUGCGGCUGUGCAGCGCGUACAGCCGCGGCAAGUGCGCGGAGGACGGGGCCUGUCAGCAUCUUCACCUGUGCAGGUUCUUCAUCUAUGGAAACUGCAGGUUCGGCAAGGGCAGGUGAGCCGCGUGAUUUCUUUGGUCUAACGUGAACUGCUGACCUCUGUUGUACUCUCCACUGGGCUUCCAUACAAAAUGAAAAGUAGAGAGAGUAUUUUUUUACACAGGUAAGACUGUUGGAUUACUUCAGGGGACUACUGUGUUCCUCCGCGGCGGAAAGACAAAGCCUCCAGCUCAGAAACGAAACUUAAGAAGCUGAGGAAACUGAGACAAUCAUAGGACAAUCAGUGAUCAAUGAUCAGUAAUCACUACGUUAUUCUAUCAGUUUAAAACUUGAUGACUUCAGUAAACACACCUGUUUUUGUUUUCUGAAGUCGCAGCAGGGUCUAAAACUGCGCAGCCUCUGGGUCUGCAGACUGCCCCAUGAACAGCUGAUCGUUGUUUUCAUUUUACACAGAAACGAAACUGAGAAACGGAGCCACUCCCUACUACUCCUAAAUGAAACUAUAACUCCAAUAUUAUUAAUAUCAUCAGUUAUCAUAACUCAAGAAAAUGGCAUGAUAGUUAAAUAUACUUCUGUUACAUUUGUCUUUUACUUUGCUAUGGUUAGAUUUGUACUUUUUCACUGAACUGUGUGCUUCUAACCUUCACAGACUCCAUGAAUUGAUGCCCAUCUCCUAAAUAUUUGGUCAUAUGAUCAAUUUCUUUUACCAUUUCCAAGAAACAUGGGGAUGGCUCAACUUACCCCACCUACCCCUACCCGGAAAUGGGCACUCAUUGUGAUGGAGAUUCUAGGAGCUCUGUCAUCCCGAGUCCAACGCUGUACAGCUUUUCAUGUGACCUUAAUAAAUGUUAUAUCUAAGAUCUAAAGAACUGGUUCUUACUCGACUCAUUGAGAAUUUGCACCUCUCCAGCUUUCAUCUACCCUGCAGCUGCAGUUUCAGACAUAUGGAUCACUGACAGCGUUUCAAUUAAAGGAUAUUUCAGUUUAUGUAUCAAACAUUUUUAUGUUUAACCUGUGAAGUUUGAUCGUGCCGCUGGUUGAUUUUUGUGUUUGAUGAUCGUGUGAUCUGUCUACAUGAAGUUUUUUUGUUGUCAUUGUCAGGAAGCCGUGCAAAUUUUGUCACGACUUUCGAUCCGAGCACAACUAUCGAUUACUGCGAGAGUGCACGCUGCACGAACUGGACGACGAGCAGCUGAUCCUACUGCUGCUCCAGAACGACAACACACUGCUGCCUGAGGUGACGCACACAGAAACACACACACACGCAGAUCAGAUAGUUACACACGCCACUGAGUUUCUUGAGGCAGUUUCAGAUUCUGUCCAGCAGAGGGCGAUAAAUUCUCUCUGACUGCCUCAGGUUUUUUCUCUGAACUUCUCUCUUUCCUGAGUUUUUCUCUUCCACUUUCAACCUUUUGGGUUUCUUUUCUCUAACUAAGACUAACAAGCCAAUCAGAGCUGCGUGUGUCUUAAGUGGUAGGGAACAACCAGGAUCCUGCUCAGUGAUUGGAUGAUUCAGUCAGAUAGACCUCAGGCAUGAACUUGUAAUAUAAAAAAAAGAAGAGGAAGAAACAGAAGAAAAGAAGAUGCUGGAUCAGACUCUCACUGUGAAAGGAAAAAAAAUAAAAUAAAAAAAAAAUAAAAAAAGGUGUCCAGAGGAAAAAGGGAGGUGUCUGUGAAGGUAAAGGUUAUUCUCCUUUUGGUCUUUUCUUCUUCAGGUGUUUUUCCUCUCUCAGGUGUAACAGGUGUAACUGUCUCCUCCCCCCUCAGGUGUGCUCCCACUAUAACAAAGGCUCGCCUCCUUUCGGGGAUUGUACCUUCAAGGAGAGCUGCACCAAAGUGCACCUGUGUCUCCACUUCGUUCAGGGCACCUGUGCGUUCGGGCUCAAGUGUAAACGUCAGCACGCCUUCAGCCAACAUGGCAGCCGCAUGCUGGAGGAGCGAGGGCUGAGCAGGGACGUGAUCCAGGAGCUGCCCUUCAUCUACAGGAACAUCUUCCUCCUGACCAGUGCCUGCACAGGUGAGUCUGACACACCUGGAACACUGUCUGUGGUCACCUUCAUCAUCUUCGUCUUUAUCAUCAUCAUCGUCACUCUUUCUCUCUAUGUCUGUCAGAGAAAAUUCCAGAGGAUUUUGAGCAAUCAGAUGAGAUCUGUCUGCACUUCAUCAGGAACAGCUGCAGAUUCAACAGUAAGUUCAUCAUCAUCAUCAUCACACACUGUUCUACCUCAGAACCUUUACAUGUUCAUCAGUUGUUAUGGUGCGUUCGAGUUACUCGGAAGUCAGAUGUUGGAGCUGAGUAAUAGCCGAAUUAGCAGCAUUUCAGUUACCAAGUCAGAAAAAGAAAAAUAGAGGACCUGAAACAAGAUGGCUACAUCUACAAAAGUUAUUUUAGCGCUUGCCUCAUUCGGACAAGGCAAGCACUAAAAUGACUAUCGUAGAUGUAGCCACCUUGAUUCUGCCUCCGAUUUUGCUUUUUUCUGACUUGGUAACUGAAACGCUGGUAACUCGUGUGUGACAUUUUUGAUUAUAAACUCUGACUUAGUGUCACUGUGAGCUCUUUAUGGGACAGUUGCUUUAGCCUCAAUAACACUGUGACUGUCGUUUUUGAUGGUUGAGAGACUGUGUUUUUAUUUUUUGGACUGUAUUAUUUGACAGUGACUGUAGUUUUGUUGUUUUCAUGACUUCAGUUUUUGUGACUGUAGUUUUUGUUGGUAUUGUGACUGGAUGUUUUUUGGUGUUGAGACUUUAGUUUAGAGGUUUUUUAACUUUAUUUUAUGUUUUUUUAUGAUUGUAGUUUUUGUUAUUUUGUAAAUGUAUUUUUGUUGUUUUUAUGGCUCUAGUUUUGUUAUUUUAUGACUCUAAUUUUGUUUGUUUUUGUGACUGUAUUUUUGUUAAUUUCUGACUGUAGUUUUGUUGGUUUGUGACUGUAAUUUUGUUUGUUUUUGUGACUGUAUUUUUGUUUAUUUUGACUGUAGUUUUGUUGUUUUAUGACUCUAAUUUUGUUUGUUUUUUUGACUGUAUUUUAGUUUAAUUUUGACUGUAGUUUUGUUGUUUUAUGACUCUAAUUUUGUUUGCUUUUUUGACUGUAUUUUUGUUUAUUUUUCACUGUAGUUUUGUUGUUUUGUGACUGUAAUUUUGUUUGUUUUUGUGACUGUAUUUUUGUUGUUUUGUGACUGUAGAUUUUGUUGUUUUGUGACUGUAUUUUUGUUGCCGUGGCAACAGUAGUUUGUUUGUGAUAAGACAUUUUUAUAUAUGUCUUGUGACUGUUGAUUUUGUUGGGAAUGUGCCUUGUUUUUGUCGUUGUUAUUGUUGUUGUUGUUUUGUGGCUCUAGUCUGUUGGCGUAGUGACAGUAUAAUUUGUUAAUGUAGUUUUUGAAGUUUUUUUCUUUUUUUACUGAAGUUUUUGUUUUACAUCUGUUGCAUGUUUUGUUUAGUUUGUAGUUUUGUGUUAUUUAGGUUGUAGUUUGUCAGUGAUUUGACUCUUUUCGUUGUUCUUUUGACUGUAAUAUCAGUUGAUGUGGUGACCGUAGUUUUCUCUCUCCGUGCAGAUGAAUGUCGCCGUGUUCAUUUCCACCUGCCGUAUAAGUGGGAGUUGUUUGACGGUGUCUCCUGGACAGAUCUGCCGGACAUGGAGGACAUAGAGAGAGAUUACUGUGACCCAUUCAACACUCAUAGGUCAGAGGUCACCCCUUUGUUUAGGUCUGAAGAUUAAUGAGGAAGAAACAUAAACUUUUUUUGUUCUAUCUUAGCCUCAGCCAUAAGCCUAUCAACUUCCUGUCCAUGAGACGGGGGUCAAGACAGGUUCGCCGUCUCUCCACGGUUUCCUCGGUUACAAGGCCACCUCACUAUGUCCUGACCACUGACUGGCUGUGGUACUAUAAGGGGGAACAGGGGAACUGGAUCGAGUACGGACAGAUGGUGAGUCUGACUGUCUCGGGAUGAAGGUUUUAGGGUCAAAGUUCUGGGGCAGCUCUGUGAAAACUAUCAGAAGGGGUCUGAGGACUAGUUGUUGAGGUUAGGUAAAUAUCUAUGUAAUUCAUAGGACCAGUUUUAGAGGUCUGGGGACAAUAUGGAGAGGCCAGGGGGCUAGUUUGGAGGGUCAUGAGACUAGUUGUGGAGGUCCAGGGACUAGUCAUGAUGGUCUUUGGACUAUUUUUAGAGGGAAGGGGACCAGCUUGGAGGUCUUGGAAGUUGACACUAGUUUUGGAGGGGAUUGGCUUUCAAGGUCAGGGAACUAUUUGUAGAAAUUGAAGGACAAGUUAUAGAGGUCAUAAAGGUCAUAGAUUUCUUUGGACCAGUUUUGGAGGUCCUGAACCUGGUUUUAGAGGGAAGGGUACUAGAUAAGUGGGUCUGGGAGUUUUCGAGACUCUCUGAAGGGGUUGGAGGCAGGAUGGAGACAUCAGCUUCCACCUGAAGGGUUUGAUAUUUGACUUUUAACAUGUUUGGAUCCUGAAUCUGUCAGUCCAGGUUCUCACCCCUCUUUAUGUCCUCAGGAUGAAAAGCAGCGCACCAUGUCAGUCACAUCUCAGAGUCUGGAGAACUUGUUUCUGUCUGACAGGACCGCGGAGGUCCAAGUGAUGAAAGGCCACAGAGAGUACAUCCUCAGCUUCAAAGGUACGACCCCCUGUCACUUCCUGUCGAGGAGCACUGCUUUUACAAACACAGAUUAAAGGGAUAUUCUGGCGUAAAAUUAAGUUAGGGUCAAACACACUGUAACACCGAGUUGGACACCCCCUUGAGGGAUCAAUGUUGCCGACCACUUGCUUCUCUAGUUAUACCAGCUUUAGUAACGACUGCAGAUAGCAAUACACUUCUGAGGAGCCACACACGAACCUCAACCAAAACGCCACUCUAUAGCCACAAAUAAUGCUCAGAACAGCACCUAACUUCAUCAACAGUACAUAGGCUACAUAUAGGGAAUAUCCCUUUAAUCUCAGUCAGGUAAAUCCAAAGACUACAUAAUGACUCAGACUUCUUCUUCUCCUCAGACAUGUACCAGAGAAAUCCCAAACACAACACCAAGAGGAGGGUUCGCCGUCGCCCUCGCUUUGUCUCUGUGGUUGAGGUGCAGCAGUCAUACGCUAAGGAUGGGUCCCCAAUGAGGACGAGUCCGGUACAAGUCUGUUACUGA